Anoplophora glabripennis (Asian longhorned beetle) is the source of this 956-nucleotide messenger RNA. RefSeq lists its product as uncharacterized. NCBI's taxonomy places the organism in Eukaryota, Metazoa, Arthropoda, Insecta, Coleoptera, Cerambycidae. The transcript has 3 exons. The coding region runs from base 16 to 414 and encodes 132 amino acids. The record is from RefSeq and is a predicted model, not a curated record.
UAUUCAAAGCCAUUUAUGACCGAUUUUAUAGAAGUAUAUAAAUCAUUGCCAUGUCUGUGGCAGAUAAAAUCAAAAGAAUAUUCGGAUCGCAAUAAAAAGAAUGCGGCGUAUCAAAAACUGAUAGAAAAAUUAAAGGAGGCUAAAGCAGAUGCAAAUAGGGAUUUUGUGAUAAAGAAAAUCAACUCAUUACGUAGUUCUUAUCGCAAAGAAAAGAAAAAGGUAUCUGAGUCACUGAAAUCGGGUGCUGGCACAGAAGAUGUAUAUACUCCAACACUGUGGUAUUACGACUUAUUUAAAUUUCUAGAUCACCAGGAAACACCUAGACGGCCAGUGACAAAUUUUGAGGACUCACAGGAUGAAAAUGAUAUUGAGUCAGUACAAAAUUCCCCAUCACAGGAUCGGCCACCAUCAUAGGCUUCCAUCGGCAAUUCGGAGCUGGACACUUUACCUCCUACUCCAACUUCUUCUAACACUUCAGUACCACCAGGAAGGCCAUAUAAUAAAAAUAGAUAAAGAGAAAUAGAUAAUGUAAUACCUUCUGUGGGAAAACGCUUAACUGAAGCAAGAGUUGAAGAUAAACACGAUAUUUUUGGACGAAAUGUCGCUAAAAAGCUGAGAAGUUUACCUAAUGAUCAACGCAUUUAUUUAGAAAAAAUAAUUAAUGAUGCAGUAUUUGAAGCAGAGUUAGGAAAUCUGACCAGAAAUUGUUCUAUCCAUAUUCCGAGGCCUACAACAGAAAUGUCAUCCAAUAGUGCAUACAAUAAUUUUAUGCAAUCAUCUGCUCGUCCCACGCUAUACAUUCCUUCACAAACGCCUUUGGAUAGAGCGUCUCCUAGUAAUGUCAUCAGCACUCAACCUGUUCAACAAAAUGUGGUCGACUUCCUAAAAAGUUACACGCCUCUUUAGCGUGCAAUUCUCGAAUGUAGUUAUGUAUUUUUGUAAAGUACAGGGUUUUU